UAGAGUUAGCUAAUAGCUUUAAAUACUGCUAGCUCGUUAGCAUGCUAACUAGCUAGCAUGCUAACCAGGUAACUGUCAAGUCAAAGUUAGCUAUUUUGCUGGUAAGCACCGCAGGCUGGAUAUAUAGUUUUGCAUUUCUUUUUCUUUACACUUAUAUUAACGUGCUUACUUAGGUAACAUAACAGUUCUUCCGGCAGAAGCUAUUGGAGGAGGUAAGGUGACCAUGGACAACAGAAAGAGGGCAGCGGCUUCUUCCAGCUCUGCCAGUUUGGUUUUCUGGUCCUCGUCCUUCCCACGGCAGCCAGCCAGGGUCCUGAUCGUGGAGGCACUGCCACCCUGGUGGUCAGAGACUUGUACGGUCCUUUGUGAUGCUCUGGACAACUUCUUGUCUCUGGCCUCUAGUCUGGAUGGGCCCUGUAGGAUACCGCUACUCAGCCUGUAUGCCAUCAGCAGGCAGCGGGAGUGUCUACUGCCAUUUGUGCAAGUUCGUGGCAACUUUGCAAGGCUGCAUUCCUGUGUUGAGGAGCUGAGGUCUAUUCCAAGUGAAGGCUGCAUCAGAGGAGCAGCCAGAGGAGCUGAUCUGCUGCGACAGGCAGUGCUGGACAGUCUGCAGCAGUUUAAACAGUACAUCAGACAUACCAGCGCUGGCAACAACAUCUCUGUGGAGGUCACUGUAGUGACCAGCCAGCCGGGCCGUGGCGUUGUUCGUCAAUUGGAGGUGGGGCUCAAAGAUGGCGACCUGGUUUCACUGAAGCGACUCCUCGUAGUGCAGAUCUACUGUGCAGGCGACUGGGUCCAAGACGCUCCAUCACCUGAAGCCACACCCACUGAGGCUGAAGACUCUCUGAUGUUGGGGACUGAGGUCGACCUGCAGCAGGUGGAGAACAGUGUGUUUGCCAUAGAGACUGUGUUCAAGGCAUGGCUUCAAGAACAGGGCGGAGACAGGGAGCACCUUCACCUCUUACUGCCGAGCCCCGUGGAUAAUCUCGUUCCAGUGUGUGUGAAGUGUGACAUGCAGGAGCGCAUGAUAAGCCCGGCCCUCAUCCCGCUGACCCCCAACCUGGGAGUGAAGACUGAGACCAUUCGGGACUUCCUGCCUGGCACUAAGGGCUCAGCCAAGCAAAGCCCGGCACUACAGACACUGAAAGCAAUCAAAGUUCUGCACGCAGACGGAGUGUGUGAGAGUGUGUUGUACGGCCUUCCACUGGUGAUCCGCCCAACCACCUGCUGGCAGCUGGACUGGGAUGAAAUGGAAACCAACCAGAACUUGUUCGACGCGCUCUGCCACACACUGAAGAGUCGUGACUUGUUCCUGCUGCUGCAGGUGGAGCCUGCUCAGAAGUCUGCAGCUGGAGGCUCAGGUGUGUAUUCCCACUAUAUCCUCCAGCCAUCCUCAUCUCUCUCCCUACUGCUGAAGCCUGUGGUCUCCAGAGAGUUGCUGCUGCCCUGCUCCCAGCUGUCCUCAUCCCAGGACCCUGCAUAUCAUGCCAUGCAGACUAUACAGAGCUGUCUCACUCAGCUGGACGAGGAGUUUGUUUUAAACCCUCUCUCACUGAGCAGUAACCUCUACCAGCACCUCAAGAGCCGAGGCCUGCUCUCACAGCCACGAUACCCAUACAGGCUCCAGUCACCACUAGAGGCCCCUAAAAGCACAGGCAGCAGACAGCCACGGCAGCUACAAAACCACGGUCGCCAACUGGGAAUGAACAGCAAGGUCAGGGCCACCGUGGCUCCGCUACCCUCUUCCUCCAUCUCCUUUUCCUCCUCCCUGGGACCUCCUCCUGCGAAGGCUUCCCGCCCAGCUCUGAGCUUCCUCAGCAGCGGCAGCAGCAGCCGGGCCCUGGCCCCUAACCGGCAGGAAGAAAAUGAUGAUGAUAAUAACUCUGUGCUAAUACAGUAAGAAUGCUGCAGGGUUGGUAGAAGAAAGUGGGCAAAGUACAUUCUUUACACACUUGGAAAUCCUGAUGUUCCACUUCAAAGGGGUUCCAGAGAUUAACAGUACAGCUUAGUCAGCAUCCCAGCACAAACAUACACACACAUUUGGCUAAUUGGUCUCCACUAUAAAGUUUGUGAGCAAUCAGGCAGCUCAUAAAGCCUUUAAAGAAGGGGGGGACAGGCUAAUUUACACGUAAAUGUACACAGGAGAUAGUGUGACAUGCUUGUGAACACACUUGCUCUGCGCUACACUCUGGGUGGUUCUUUUGACAUUUUCUUUCAUCUCUAUUUAUUCUCACCGCUCGAACAAUAUUAGCAAGAUCUGAAUUUAACAAGUCUCCGAUGCUGCAUUUGCAAGCGCACGUAUGUCUGUGCGAGUGUGAGAAAGGAAAGUUUCGACUCGCUACCAUGCGCAGAUUGCUGAAUUGGCAAAACGUCAAAAAUCACACGCCAUAAACAAUGAAAAAAAAAAAGCAGGAUAAAAGAUGAAGAGAAGGGAAACAGCAGGACAAUGGAAGCUUCAGUCAAAAAAAAAUGGAGGGAAGUAAUAAGAAGUGGCAAAAAAAAGAACAAAAAGUGGGUGGUGUGUGGGAGAUCAGAGGAAGAUUAAACGCUGAUGGAUGUAUAAAAAGCACUGUCUGUGCGCCAGAGCGCACACAGAAACACGCACAGUUAAAGUCAAAAGGAAACUAGCUACAAAACUACAAUUGAUGCUUAAUAAUCAGACAUACUGUAUGUGGCGUAUAAAGACUUAUAGCACACAUAUGCGCAUUCCUUCUUCCUGUUGCCCUUGUUGAACACAGCUUCACUGUUUUAAUGAGUCGGAGACAGAGAGGCCUCUCUGCUCGCCUUUACCCCUGCAGCCAGCUCUCUCUCUGAGGGUUGAAAGGCAGUGUGGGGGGGGGGGGGGGAAGAAAACUGAUAAAAAUCUCCAGUGUGUUCGCUGAAAAAGUGAAUAUGACAACUUUGCGUUAGAAAAAAAAAAUUCCAUUGUGUGUGUGUGUGUGUGUGUGUGUCAUGAUUUAAAGUUAGCACAUUAACUGCUCUUUCUGCACGCUGUCACAUUUACACUCGUUCUCAUAGUGAUUCACUUUCUUACGUUCGUUAGUUGUCCGUCGUCACUGUUGUGAAUUCAUUUCCUGUGAAUGAGCAUUGUCACACACACACACACACACACACACACACACACACACACACACACACACACACUCACACUCACAGGUUUAAUGAGUCUCCCGCCAUUCCACCCCCUUACUGAAUCUUAUAACAUUAGGCACAACCAAGUGGCCAGUGACUUCACGGCGUUGUGAUGUCACGUUACUUCCGCAUUCACAAAUUACAGCAACAACGAUGCUUUUGUCUCUGAAGAGAAUUCGCCCGGACCUUCAAAACGGGCCACUGACAUUUUCCCCACUUCCCCCUGUCUCUCUUUUUCUCCAUCCGUUCCCUCUUCGCUCUCCACUUUCUUCUUAAUCCUCGUGAGCUCUGAGAAGCUGACUCAACUGUAUGUGAAUUUCAUAAAUUUGUUCAGAUGGAACAACAGCAGCCUCUCUGUCCCCAGAGAGGUCGAAGGGUUAGAGCCAAAGCGCUUCUGUGUGACUUGCACAUUAUUAGGCACACUCUUCCCUAAAUGUCACAGCUGUUAGAGCUCGACGUGACAUGACAAAAGUUUGAUUGUUUGUUAAUUCACAGAAAGUUUAACUGGCGAGAAAGUGUCCCGCCUGUCAGGUGACUUUUCAGGUGUUGACCUUAAAGGACGAGUUCUCAGAAAAACGUUUGUAACGGCUCGUCUCACAGCGUCGAUUCGGUCGUGUUCCUGUUCAGCGUUCACUUUGGUUUGUUUGACCUGUUUUUAAGCGACUUCGCUGUCUGAGAAAGGAAACUGGCAUGCAUUCAUAUUUGUUGUUGUUUGCUGAUAUUGCAGUAGAUGAUUCUCUCUCUACAUAUAUAUAAAA
This is a messenger RNA of Archocentrus centrarchus (flier cichlid), 3890 nucleotides long. RefSeq names its product meiosis 1 associated protein (gene m1ap). Bases 224 to 1900 code for a protein of 558 amino acids. The transcript has 12 exons. Gene Ontology annotation, biological process: meiosis I; male meiosis chromosome separation; spermatogenesis. NCBI's taxonomy places the organism in Eukaryota, Metazoa, Chordata, Actinopteri, Cichliformes, Cichlidae. The record is from RefSeq and is a predicted model, not a curated record.